AGUUUAAAAGUCGUUUUUUUUAUUGAUUAAGUGAACGUUUUGGAAAGUAUAGCUAUUCGAGAAUUGAAAGCCAAACCCUGAAAAUAUUUUGUUCGGGUUUGCAUUUUGAUUUUGUCUCUGGUAGUAAUAGUAUAUCAUCAACCUAUCACAUAAAAGAAGUCACUGGUCAGAGGUGCUAUGGAUAUUCUGGACAAGCAGACAAAGUGGACCGGCUCCGCUUCAUUGGCGAUCAGACACAGCUUCUCAGCAACAAGAGUUAUGAUGGAGUCAACGGAGUCAUGUGUCCCACCUGGAUUCCGGUUCCACCCGACGGACGAGGAGCUUGUUGGGUAUUAUCUGAGAAAGAAAGUUGCAUCACAGAAGAUUGAUCUUGAUGUUAUCAAAGAAAUCGAUCUCUAUAGAAUCGAACCAUGGGAUCUUAAAGAGAGAUGCCAAAUAGGAUGUGAGGAGCAAAACGAGUGGUAUUUCUUCAGCCACAAGGAUAAGAAGUAUCCAACAGGGACAAGAACUAACAGAGCAACCAUGGCUGGUUUCUGGAAAGCAACAGGGAGAGACAAAGCAGUGUAUGAUAAAUCAAAGCUGAUCGGCAUGAGGAAGACUCUUGUUUUCUACAAAGGACGAGCUCCUCAUGGCCAGAAAUCUGACUGGAUCAUGCAUGAAUACAGACUCGAAUCCGAUGAUCAUGCUUCUCCGAAGGAGGAAGGAUGGGUGGUUUGUAGAGCUUUUAAGAAGAGAAUCACUGGUCAAACCAAGAACAUGCAAGUGUGGGAGUCGAGCUAUUUCUAUGAUGAAGCAAGUGGCAUGAGUUCAGUGGUCGAUCCAAUCGAUUACAUAUCCAGGCAGAACUUUUUACCCCAAAAUCUCCUUUGUAAGAAAGAAGCAGAUAAUUAUUCCAACUUUGUGGAUCACUCGGAUGAUCAGUUUGUAGAGCUUCCUGAGCUGGAAAGCCCAUCACUGCCAUUAAUAAAGAGGCCGAGCUCCAUAUCAGAGAAGACUAAACAUGAAGAAGAAGAUGAUGAAGAGCUGAACAAUAGCAAGAAAUUGACUGAUUGGAGAGCACUUGAUAAGUUUGUUGCUUCUCAGCUGAGCCAAGAAGAUAGAUUUGAGGGUGAAGGAGUUUCAAGCUUUGACGCCAUUAAUAAUAAUAAUUGUAAUAGUAAUAACUCAGACAUGGCAUUGAUGUUAUUGCAGAAUAGUAGUAGAGAAGAAGGGAAUAAGUUGAACGAGUUCUUAAAUUCGAGUUCAGAUUGUGAUAUUGGAAUAUGCUUAUUUGCUAAGUGAAGGGGAAGAAAUGAAGAGAUUACGAUGAUGAUGAAGAGGCUUUUAUCGCUUAUUAUUAUAUCGUUUGAUGCAUAAUGAAGACAUAUUUUUGUAAAAAGAAAAAUAGUUGUGAAAUGAGUGAAGUUCUCUCCAUUUCUUGCUCGAAAAA
Molecule: messenger RNA, 1429 nt
Organism: Gossypium arboreum
Lineage: Eukaryota; Viridiplantae; Streptophyta; Magnoliopsida; Malvales; Malvaceae
Product: NAC domain-containing protein 37-like
Exons: 4
Coding region: 178-1281 (367 amino acids)
Biological process (GO): regulation of DNA-templated transcription
Molecular function (GO): DNA binding
Source: RefSeq, a predicted model, not a curated record